Clonostachys solani is the source of this 1782-nucleotide messenger RNA. The record is from the annotation of a GenBank genome assembly. Lineage: Eukaryota; Fungi; Ascomycota; Sordariomycetes; Hypocreales; Bionectriaceae.
AUGGUUCAAGAGUGGUCGUCGCGGGACCAUCACCCGCGGCACUUCACGUGCCAACCUCCGACUCGAUAUCAACCUGAUAUCAUGGACCACAGGCGCUUCUAUGAGUCCCAAGAAUCUGUCCGACACCAACCACCCAUGGCCAUCGACACUGCGCUUCGCUCCCACUGCGGUAUCUGGGCUAAGCAGUACUUCGUGGCCGUGGUCAUGGAUGAUGGUACGCCGGCCACAUUCUUUAGCCCAGGGCAGAAGUUGCAGGACAGUGUUGUACGUCAAUUUUUUGAUAUCAAGAAGUUUCAGCAAGUGGUAUCCUCGCUCGAUACAGAUCAAGCAACGAGUCACCCCCCUAGCUCUGAAGGGUCCAUGUAUUUCAGACCACCUUAUCACCAUAGGCACCACACAAGUGAUCGAAUCCGUUCGCAACAUGAUGAUGACGGCGAUGAAGGAGGUGGCUAUCCAGGACGACCGGGUCGGAAGCGCCCAAGAUCACGCCACAACAUGGAGUACGAGGAAAUGCCCAUGCCUAUCAUGUCCAGGAGGGGAAUCCGGGUUAGUGACUCGAGGGCCCUGUGGGGAUUUUACGAUCAGCGUUUCAAGAGCUGCCAACAGUCCGCCUGCAAGUUGAUUGCGAAAGCUUGGGUCAAAGCUGUCGAACCCAAGAAGCAAUCUACCCAUCCAUACACCGGUAGUGAUGCAAAAGCUCCUGACUGGUGGCCGAAGCCCUGGGGAGACACCAAGGAAGACAGGGUGAGGCACAAAGAACCCGACCAUCUUUACAAAAGAGAACGAGUUCACCUUCUCAAUCAUAUCCUCGCUAUCAUAGUGGAGCCGACCGCGAAGCAACACCCUGACAUCCGGAAACUUCAACUCAAUGUCAAGAAGCUAGAAGAUUGUACCAGCGAGGCUCUCUCUGGUUUCUUCAGCGAAAACCCCCAAAAUUCUGGCAAAAAGCGAUUUCUUAAUGAGAUUUUCAAGGUGGCAAAGCAGCAGGAGAGGUAUAAUAAUGGAGAAAUCGACGGUGCUACCGAGGUCUACGUCCUGAACGACGACAGAAUUUCAGAGACUCAGACACCAGAACAGGAGGAAGGUCCAGCUACCCGUGACCACGAGGAGCAGACUACAUCGCCUUCAACUCGGUCGACUACCCAAGGCUUUCAUCAAACCUCUCCCGCUGGACACAGCCCUACUACGGCAUCUCAAACAAGCUCGUUCAUGAAUGAUCUUCCUAUGCGUAAUACCCAGAACCCACCACCACCUCCAUCGAUGUCGAGCGAUCUAACAGCACACCACGGCUUCGUUGAAGAAGGCCUACCGGUCAAUGGACCGACACCUGCCCAUCAUCCGAACACAAAUAUUGGCGUCGACAUGAUACCCAAUAGCAACGCCAAUGACUCGAGUCGUCGAUCCUCAGUGUUUGGGGAGUACAACCAUGUCGGCAAUGGCAUGUAUACACAGCAAUGGCAAACUGGAAGUGGACCAUCCAACCCUCAAGCUGUUUAUCCUCACAAACAGAGCGGUCCGUCAGGAUCAUAUGUCACUGCGGUUCCUGCCACGCCUCCCCAAUCCUACAUGGGGGGCUCCUUUGUUGAUACGAUGACACGGCAAGGAUAUGACCAAACCCACAGUCAGGUGUACCGCUCUGGGGACGUACCUUCAGGGCAGAUUGGGCAGCAACAGACAUACAACUACAUACCCAAUGAUAAUCGAGGGCUUCAAGUACUUCCAGGUGUUUCCGAGGUAAUGGACUCGGUGCCACGAGGCCACUUCAAAGACGAAAUGAUUUGA